This is a messenger RNA of Drosophila grimshawi, 1953 nucleotides long. Its product is annotated as nucleolar and coiled-body phosphoprotein 1. The record is from RefSeq and is a predicted model, not a curated record. The coding region runs from base 79 to 1830 and encodes 583 amino acids. The transcript has 6 exons. Lineage: Eukaryota; Metazoa; Arthropoda; Insecta; Diptera; Drosophilidae.
GCAGCUGAUUCUGUUUUUCGGAGUUUCACACAAAAGUCAACAAAAAGUUUGUUUGUCAGCUAAACAGAUAUUUGCAACAUGAGCAGCUCGAAAAAAAAGAGUAAAAGUGACCAAAUACCCAAGCCCAUAACCAUCAAGAAGGAAAAAUCCGAGGAGGAUCGUUCACUGCAACCCAUUUCCCACUACAUCGAUGACCGUCUUGAAUUGGUCAAACAAAUCUUUGGCACCCUCAAGCCAAAAACAAUUAUUAAUCUUGCGCCCGAGUUUCUAAAGAAAACAAACUUGGAUGAAAUUGAGGAACUUUGUUUAAACGAGCUGCUUUGCAUCUCAACAAAGCGAUUGAAGUCCAUUAUAGCGAACACACGCUGCCCCAGCGAUACGGAAAGCUCCGAGGAUUCCGAUGUGGAGCAUAAGCAAGAACAUGUCUCGCUGGAAGAGAUUUCGUCUGACAGCGAUAUUGGCGGCAGUGUAAUGCGGCGUGCUAAGAAAUUGCGGAAAUCAAACGCAAAUAGAGCCGAUAAAAAGCAGGAACCGAGUGCACAGAUCAGUGUGCUGGAGCUACUCGAGUUGCAGGCUCGUGCUCGAGCCAUUCGCUCCCAGCUGGCCAUGGAACCCAUAACAAAGAUUGAGGUGAAAUCGGAUGAUGAUGAUGAUGAUGAUGAGCAGCCAGAAAAGAAUCAGCGAGACAAGGACAAGCGUAGCUCUCACAAGAGCUCCAAUUCGAAAAAACGAAAGUCGACCGAGCUAGCAACGAGCAAAGUAGUGAGCAGGGAACAGACACAGACUGAUGUCAACGGGGGCAUACCAAAGUCAUCGGCAGCUCCUCCAAAGAAGAUCAAGCUAAAGCGGAACUAUCGCAUUUCCACCAAGUCGCCGGAAAAACAAAUCGAGUGCAAUCCAACAGCAGCGAAUACAUCAAACUCGGAGUCCAAUAAGGAAACACCAAAAUCACGCUCGGCCUCUCCGGAUGUGAUACAGAUUCCAGCAGAGCCGGAAACAUUGCUUAUUAGUGACAGCACAGACGAUGAGGAUAAGCAAGCGUCAAAGCAACAAAGGGAACCGACACCAGUGGAGGCAGCACCUCCCCCGCCACCACCACCACCAGCUGAGGAAAGCGAGCCCGAGGAGGGAGAGGUGCGAGAUGAUGUUGAGACUGUAACUGAGCCUCAGAUUCCAGCUGAGGCUGUGCAGCUGGAGCAACCUGCACAGUCGGAAGUUGACAAAGAAGAGCCUACUGAAAAAGUAACCGCUGCUGAAGAAGUAGUCGCAGAACCACUGCAGGUGGAACCCAUUAGCAAUCUGACAGACGCCGGCUCCAAUUCGAUUGAAGAUGAUGAGGAUCAGAAUGAUGACGUCAUUUCCAUUGGCGGGGAUCUGGAAAUGAUUGAAGAGCUGGCCAAAGUAGAAGACGAGCCAGCGGUUCAAGUGAAAAAUGAAACGGCAGAGAAAUUAGCCGAGCCGGAUGAGAAGGACAACGAUGUCAUAUCGCUAAACACCAGCGAUGAUGAUCACGAGAAGCUACAGGGAGACAACUCUGAGUCGUGGCGCACACGAUAUCUAAAGAGCUCCAAGGUCAGCCAGGUGCUCGCUGCCUCGCGGUUGGGCAAACGUGUGCGUGAUAAAAUCAAGAAAUCAAACCGCGCCCAAAAGCGCAAGGAAUCAAAGGAAGCCGCCAAUGAAAAGUCGCCACAACAGCAGCAGCAGCAACAACAGCAGCAGUUUACCUCCAAGCAUGAGGAUGGGUCCAUGGAGCAAUACCAGGAACUUUUACAGCACCGACAGCGCAAAAGUUCCAAUAACAACAGCAGCAGCAGCAGGAGCGACAAAUAAACGACGACCCCGAGCGAUUGUUAUUGAAAAGUCGCUUAGUAUAUUGCCUAGACGAAGAAUUAUAUAGCAUAUAAAAACUCACAAUAAAAGUGGUUCCAAACAAACGCACAGAAAAUUUGAAUA